GUCAUUCGAAUAGAAUAAUCACUAAUCAAUUUACGCUUUUAGCCGUCACCUCUGAAUCUUCUUCUCCGAUAUUUUUCAACAUUCCGGCCGCCGCAUCCAACCGUCACCGAGUUCGUAGCAGUUACAAUGUCUUCCUCAAUGAAUGUAGCGACGAUGCAACCUCUGACUUUCUCUCGCCGGCUUGUCCCUUCUGUGGCUUCUCGCUAUCUCUCUUCUUCUUCUGUGACCGUUACUGGAUAUUCCGGUAGAAGCUCGGCUUACGCACCUUCUUUCCCUUCGAUUAAAUGCGUCUCUGUUUCUCCGGAAGCUUCAAUAGUAAGUGAUACAAAGAAGUUGGCAGAUGCUUCUAAGAGCACAAACCUUAUACCAAUUUUCCGCUGUAUAUUCUCUGAUCAGCUUACUCCGGUUCUUGCUUACCGUUGUUUGGUUAAAGAAGAUGACCGUGAAGCUCCUAGCUUUCUUUUCGAGUCCGUUGAGCCAGGUUCUCAGAUGUCAAGCGUUGGUCGUUAUAGCGUUGUUGGGGCUCAACCUGCCAUGGAGAUCGUAGCAAAGGAGAAUAAAGUUAUUGUAAUGGAUCACACAAAGGAAACCAUGACUGAGGAAUAUGUCGAAGAUCCAAUGGAGAUCCCAAGAAAAAUCUCUGAGAAAUGGAAUCCUGAUCCUCAACUAGUUCAGGACCUUCCAGAUGCCUUUUGUGGUGGGUGGGUUGGUUUUUUCUCGUACGACACGGUUCGUUACGUUGAGAAGAGGAAAUUGCCAUUUUCAAAGGCCCCUGAGGAUGAUAGGAACUUGCCAGACAUGCAUCUUGGUCUGUACGACGAUGUAGUUGUAUUUGAUCACGUGGAAAAGAAAGCGUAUGUCAUUCACUGGAUUAGACUAGAUGGGAGCCUUCCUUACGAAAAGGCAUACAGUAAUGGAAUGCAACAUUUGGAGAACUUGGUGGCCAAGUUACACGAUAUUGAGCCGCCAAAACUGGCUGCAGGUAAUGUGAAUCUUCAGACACGACAAUUUGGGCCGUCUUUGGAUAAUUCAAACGUGACAUGCGAAGAGUACAAGGAGGCUGUGGUCAAGGCCAAAGAACAUAUACUUGCAGGAGACAUAUUCCAGAUCGUGCUGAGCCAACGUUUUGAGCGGCGAACAUUUGCAGACCCCUUUGAAGUUUAUAGAGCACUAAGAGUUGUGAAUCCAAGUCCGUAUAUGGGUUAUUUGCAGGCUAGAGGAUGUAUUUUGGUAGCAUCAAGUCCCGAAAUUCUCACCAAAGUAAAGCAGAACAAGAUAGUGAAUCGGCCAUUGGCAGGAACCAGCAAGAGAGGGAAGAAUGAAGUUGAGGAUAAGAGAUUAGAGAAGGAGCUGCUAGAGAAUGAAAAGCAAUGUGCUGAGCACAUCAUGUUGGUUGAUCUCGGUCGUAACGAUGUUGGAAAGGUUGCGAAAUACGGUUCAGUGAAAGUAGAGAAGCUUAUGAACAUCGAACGUUAUUCCCAUGUUAUGCAUAUAAGUUCAACCGUGACAGGAGAGUUACAAGAUGAUUUGACUUGCUGGGACACACUACGCGCGGCUUUACCAGUGGGAACAGUUAGUGGUGCACCUAAGGUCAAAGCCAUGGAACUAAUCGAUGAGCUAGAGCCAACAAGGCGUGGACCAUACAGUGGUGGUUUUGGUGGAGUCUCCUUCACUGGUGACAUGGACAUUGCCUUAUCCCUUAGGACAAUUGUUUUCCCGACAGCAUGUCAAUACAAUACAAUGUACUCUUACAAGGAUGCUAACAAACGGCGUGAGUGGGUGGCUUAUCUUCAAGCUGGAGCUGGUGUAGUAGCUGAUAGUGACCCGCAAGACGAACACUGUGAGUGCCAGAACAAAGCCGCUGGUCUUGCUCGAGCCAUCGACUUGGCUGAAUCUGCAUUUGUUAAAAAAUGAAUGUGCCCAAGAACAGAGAGGCUUUCUUUGUAACUCCGAGUUCAUGUGUAUAAAACAGUUGCAAGCAG
Molecule: messenger RNA, 1982 nt
Organism: Arabidopsis arenosa
Lineage: Eukaryota; Viridiplantae; Streptophyta; Magnoliopsida; Brassicales; Brassicaceae
Source: the annotation of a GenBank genome assembly